AUGGCAUUGCCUGUUCUUAAAUGUCCAUUUUUAUCUCAUUUAACUUUACAACAAGUUCGAGCUUCAGCUCCAAAUAUUCUUAAUUCUGGUGUGGAAUCAUGUCCAAUAUUUAGUCAAUUUGCUCGAAAAAUAUCAACAUCAAAUAUUCAUCAUAAUGGUAAUUUAUCAUCAACAAAUGUUUCAUCAUCAACGUCUCGUCCACUCAGUUUAAAUGAAAUCAAGGCUGUUCAUGAAAAAAUGCUUGAACAAAAAAAUCAUCAAUAUUCAUCAUCAAAAUUUAAACCAAUCAUACAAAAUGUUAAAACAUCAAUGAAUACAAACAAACCAAAUCCAUAUGGUGAAAUCAUUAUUUCGGCUGAAUGUGAAGAUCUGUUAUGUCCAUUUUUACACUCAACACCAAUUGCACUUCGUCGUGUUGUUAAUAUGGAUCAAGAUACAAUUAAAGUUAAUCGAAAAUCAAGUGUUGACAAAGUUCCACGUCCAAUAACAUCAUCACAUAUUAAUGUGGCAAAUACAUUUGAAUAUGAUGCUUUCUUUGAUGCAAAAAUUGAAGCAAAAAAACUGGAUAAUUCUUAUCGAAUUUUUAAACGUGUACAACGUAAAAGUGGUUGUUUUCCUCAAGCUGAAGAAAAAAAAACUUUAAAUGAGGAUUCUGAAUCACGUACAAUAACUGUUUGGUGUAGCAAUGAUUAUCUUGGCUUAGGUCAACAUCCGAAAUUAAGAAAGGCAGUCAUUGAUGCAGUAACAGCACAUGGAUCUGGUUCAGGUGGUACACGAAAUAUAUCUGGUACAAGUCCCUUGCAUGAAAAACUUGAAGAACAAUUAGCACGUCUUCAUCAAAAAGAAUCUGCACUUAUAUUUACAUCAUGUUAUGUUGCUAAUGAUACAACAUUAUUUACAUUAGCUAAAGGAUUACCAAAGUGCCAUAUUUUAUCGGACAGCGGUAAUCAUGCAUCAAUGAUACAAGGUAUUAGAAAUAGUCAAGUACCAAAACAUGUAUUUCGACAUAAUGAUGUUAAUCAUUUGGAAGAAUUAUUAAAAAAGAUCCCACGUCAUAUACCGAAAAUUGUUGCUUUUGAAACAGUUCAUUCAAUGGAUGGUUCAAUAUGUGAUUUGGAAGCAAUGCUUGAUGUUGCACAUGAGUAUGGUUCGAUAACAUUUAUUGAUGAAGUGCAUGCUGUUGGAUUAUAUGGUCCUAAUGGAGCGGGUAUAGGCGAACGUGAUCAGGUACUCCAUAAAAUGGAUAUUAUAUCAGGAACACUUGGCAAAGCAUUUGGAAGUAUUGGUGGUUAUAUUGCCGGUAAUGCUGCAAUGACUGAUUUUAUUCGAAGUUAUGGUUCAGGCUUUAUUUUUACAACAUCAAUGCCACCAACAGUUUUAGCUAGUUCUUUAGCAGCUAUUGAGAUUUCAAUGAGUGACGAAGGUCGUGCAUUACGUCGUAAACAACAAGAAAAUGUUCGUGAAUUACGAUCAAAAUUAGUUGAUGCUGGCCUUCCAGUAAUAGUGUCACCAAGCCAUAUUAUACCAAUUCAUGUGGGUAAUGCAGCAUUAGCUUCAUUAUUAUGUAAUCAUUUACUUAAUCGUUAUUCAAUUUAUAUUCAAUCGAUUAAUUAUCCAACUGUUGAACGAGGAACGGAACGUUUAAGAAUUGCUGCUACACCUUAUCAUACAAGUGAAAUGAUUGAUCAAUUAGUUGAUGCAUUAACACAUGUUUGGAAAGAUGUUGGUCUUACGUUAAAAGGUGUUGAACAACGACAACAACCAAUCGCUUUAAGACAUCAUGCUUAA
Messenger RNA from Rotaria sp. Silwood1, 1788 nucleotides. NCBI's taxonomy places the organism in Eukaryota, Metazoa, Rotifera, Eurotatoria, Philodinida, Philodinidae. The record is from the annotation of a GenBank genome assembly.